Messenger RNA from Folsomia candida, 4060 nucleotides. Its product is annotated as RNA helicase Mov10l1. Lineage: Eukaryota; Metazoa; Arthropoda; Collembola; Entomobryomorpha; Isotomidae. Bases 218 to 3955 code for a protein of 1245 amino acids. The record is from RefSeq and is a predicted model, not a curated record. The transcript has 12 exons. Gene Ontology annotation, molecular function: helicase activity.
CGCGUACAUAAAAUGCAGCUCGUCAGAGCUUAUGAGUCUUCAUUUCAAGUUGAGGAGUUGACCAGAACGGCCACACGAAAAGUAAAGGCGAAUUUUUUUGAAAAUAUAAUAAGUUUUCCAACAGAAUAUUCAGUAAAUUUCACAUUCGUGCUUUGGAUCCAGACAUUUCUCUUCUUCAGGCAAGUCAAAAAGGAGGGUUUCAGCGUAAUUCUCAACAAUGCUCCAUUACGUGGUCAACGCUCUCCGGUCUUGGCCUUUUAAGAGGUCCAAAUUUCCAGAGGACCAAGACGAGGCGACGACUGCAACUAGUUCUUCAUUCAAAUCACAGCCGUCCCAACUUGCACUGGUGCAUGCUGACAACGAGGAAACCGACGAAGGCCUAGAAAGUAUCCGGUCUACAGGAUUUAUUACACGUCUGGACGAAUCCAUGCCAAAAGGAGUCAUAGAUCGGACUUACUGUUUCGACAUCGGAACAUUUUGCUCUCCUCAUCACAACUUCCAACUCCGUUCCAAAGUGGACUUCGAAGCAUUUCGCAGCAAGGAAUCUCCAACAUGGAUUGUCACGUCGAUGAAACUGCACGUCUCGAAGGAGGAGGAACUAGCGAAGGAAACGUGUCGUCGUAAGAUCCAGAUUAUCAAAGUUGCAAGUGUUGGGAACGAUUGGAUUGACGCGGAAUGGGGGAACAACAAAGUCCAGCGGUUAUCAAAAUUGAAGCAGCUACUUCCGAAAUAUCAAAUAAAAUCUGGUGACUGGUUGCAAGUCCACUUUGAACAACUUCCUAAGGCAGCUGAGGCACAAGGAUUAUCCGGUGAUGCAACCUUAACCAAGAUUAUUAGUAUCCAGCCAAGCCAACAAAAAACAAUCGUAGGAAAAAUAACUAAACAAGGCAACGAAUUUUGCGUGGAAGACUACAUCCACGUCACUCCUGAAGCAAUAAAGGAUAACCAGCAAAUUCCCCUCAACACACUCGUACGAUGCGUUGCUGUCGAAUCGACCCAAAAAUUGAAACAUGGAGAAUUUCAGUGGCGAGCUGUAGAGGUGUCCUUGUCCAAUUUUAUACAGCAUUUAACCAAUGACCACAACCGAGAUGACGACGAGGAAUACGAAAAUGUUGACAUUCGCUGCCGUGAUUUGUACAACAACCGAGGUGGAAUCAAGAUCACACCAGAGGCUCGUGUCAAGUUUCAGGCCGCCAUCAUUGGAACUUGUGUUCAAAAAUCUGUGUCCGUGCAGAAUAUGUCGAACCGAAGUAUCACGCUUCAGUCGAUUGAAUUUCCACACGAUAAUGGAAUUUGUAAGUUUGAUUUGGACUUACCUCGACGGGACCGUGACGUUAUCAGAGUUCUUGCACCGGAGGAGAUGUACACUUUGAAGGUCAAUUGUACUCCACUUCAAAUGGGUAGAACAAAAGAAAUGGGGAUAUUUGACUUUGGUGACUUCAAAAUUGCUCGUGACUUCAUCAUCACGGGAUUAACGGCGGACGAGGAGCUUCUCAACAAUCUGAAGAACCCUGAAAAUGGACACUGUGCACAAAGAUUUGGCAGGAUUCGUGAAGUGGAACAAAUCAAUGCACUCAUGAAUGAUAACAGACGACGCUGCGUCCGUGGAAAUGCGCCCGUUCGUGCCCCGUUCUUUGCAUCUAAAAGAAUACCGCGUUACCCUGUACCACAGAAAAUAUGGGUCGCCUACAGGGAUAAAUCUGAAGAAAUUGUUAAGAAGCACUUUGCCGGAGUCUUGAGGGCUUUAGAUAUCAACAAUUAUCGGACCAAGUUCCAAGUCAGCCUGUGGUUUGAAGAAGUUGACAAUGAUGUCCUAAGGCGUCAGUAUGAUUUGGGAGGGGUCAGCUUCAAGAGAGAUUCGGAUUACUACACGUUUACUGCCCCUCAUAUUGAAGACAUACAUCCUCCUGUACUUAUUGGCGACCCAAUUGAUGCAUUUGAUCCUGAGGACCCCAAAGCUGUCAAAUAUGAAGGAUUUAUCAAAAAGAUUCAGGGGACUGAGGUGUCUGUCGGAUUUAGCGAAGUUUUCAACGAGACUUAUGACGGCGGACUUCUCCAAGUUAGAUUCUGCCAGGGAAGAAUGACCUACAAACGACAACAUUAUGCGGUCGAAUUGGCUCGUGAAAUCCUAGGAGAAACUUUUUUGUUUCCGUUUGGAUUUUUAGAAACGGAAAUUAAAAACCCACGGAUUCCAUUUUUUGAAGAUGAAGAUUCAUCAAACGAAACAUCCCCUGAUGAAGUAGCCGAGUCCGUUAUUGCUACAAGACAACAUCAGGAGGAUUCAGCUGCUCCUGCCUUUAAUUUAUUUCCAAACCGUCCCACGCGGAAGCCGAUCGCGACCACAUUCGGCAAAAGGCCACCAAAAAACGCCGUGGAUAAUACCAGCAGAAGAGAGAAAAGUCUCCGAACCGCUUUUGUCAGCGACGUUCGGACCACAAAUUUUCUCAAAGAUGUCAAACUAACCUGGUUCAACAGAAAUUUGAAUGAAGAGCAGAAAAAUGCUGUGCGACGUGUUUUAAGAGGACAAGCCCGACCACUUCCAUACAUCAUUUUUGGACCUCCAGGAACUGGAAAAACAGUCACUGUGGUUGAAGCUAUAAUGCAAGUAAACAAGUUGGAUCCAAACAGCAGGAUUUUGGUUACUGCUCCCACCAACCACGCAGCGGACAUCAUAGCAGAGUGCUUGGUUCGAAGUGGACAAUACCAGCCUGGAGAAUUUAUCCGGUUUAAUGGAUUCCUCCGACAAGAACAAGGCACACCGGAUUCCAUUAAGGAGUAUUGCAUUGAUGGCGAACUACUGGAUCACGUUGCUAGCAGUCGCUUAAUUGUGUCAACAUGCGCCACGGUGGGUCAAUUUUUCAGUCUCAAAUUGACGCCUGGCCAUUUUACGCACGUGUUUAUUGACGAAGCUGGGUACUGCACCGAGCCUGAGACUAUGAUCUCUGCAGUGAACCUUGCUCUCGAUCGAGACGGACAGUUGAUUCUUGCGGGGGAUCCAAAACAACUGGGACCCGUUCUUAUGAGCGACAUUGCUAAAAAUCUGGACUUGAAUCUUUCCUUUCUUGAGCGUUUGGUGAUCGGCAAGGAAGGAACGGAAAACAUUUAUGGGCGGAACCCAGAAAAAUUUGGACAAGAAAAUUGUGGAUAUAACACAUUAGUUUUGACUAAAUUGGUCAAAAAUUAUCGUGCUCACGAGUCCUUGCUCAAGCUUCCGUCUCAUCUAUUCUACGAUGAUGAUUUAGUACCAUGUGCGGCACAGGAAGAAGCUUACGUGUUAACCCAAAAUCACAAAAUUUCUCAGAAGAUCUUGCUCUCCCAAGGGGUCCCUCUCGUCUUCCACGGAGUUCAAGGGACCAGCGUUCGUGAGCGUGACUCUCCCAGUUGGUACAACGCUGCUGAAAUUAUGCAAGUUGUAAAUUAUGUCCGAACCCUGAAGUCUUGUGGAGUCAAGAAUCGUGAUAUCGGAAUUAUUACACCAUAUCGAAAGCAGGCGGAGAAGUUGCGUCUUGCCAUGAAAAUGGGGCUGCUUGAAGACAAGAUUCCAAAAGUGGGUUCUGUUGAAGAGUUCCAAGGUGGUGAACGGCAAGUGGUUAUCAUAUCCACCGUACGUUCCUUAUACGAAGAUAAAAUAAACUCGUGUGUCCACCAACUUGGGUUCAUUUAUAAUGAAAAACGAUUCAACGUCGCAAUUACACGGGCAAAAUCUUUGAUGAUUAUCGUUGGAAAUCCUCACGUCCUUUGCAAAGACAAACACUGGAAGAACCUUCUUCGCUAUUGCAUAGAAUUGCAGGCCUACAAAGGCUGCAACUUGCCAGUUGAAUUAGACGAAGUUAAGAACAAGCUGUAUGACGAUUUUAAAAAUCAGGAGGCCAACAGAGAUGUUCCCACCCUUCCUCCGGACAUGGCAACUUUGACAUACAACCCGAGCGGAUUGGAUGAUGACGACAAUUUCUAAAGGAUAGAGUUCAUUUUUGAAAUACAUCUUAUUAUGCAGAAUUUAUGUUUAUACUUUAAAUUUCAGUCACAUUUUUAUAUAAAAAUUAGGAUAAUUUAUUAUUAU